Molecule: messenger RNA, 1669 nt
Organism: Helicoverpa zea (corn earworm)
Lineage: Eukaryota; Metazoa; Arthropoda; Insecta; Lepidoptera; Noctuidae
Exons: 6
Coding region: 185-1375 (396 amino acids)
Source: RefSeq, a predicted model, not a curated record
UUGACCGAUUCGAAGCCGAGUUUUCGUACACAGCAGUCGCGCUUGCGGCCACUAGACCAACGAGGAAUAUAGAAACAUGUACUUAUGUUCUAAAAUUGUUAUCCUACUCUAAAAACAGGAAAACCUAUAUUUAAACGCCAUAUUAAAAUGAUGAAUCAUUUAUAAUUAAGUUAAGUACUUAUUUAUGUUCCCAAUCAGUUUAACCAGUCUUUUGGUACAUGUAGGUUAUACUGCAGUUUAUGUAAAAAUGUUCGGAAUAAUUUAUUUAACUGUGGUAUUCGUUUUUGUGAAUUCUGCGCGAUCGACUGAUGGAUUGAACGUUUGUCAAGUUGUUCGACCCUUUGUUCCGUUGGAUACAAUAGAAAUAUUACCAUAUAAGUUUGCUUAUGACUACAGCGAGGAAUUGAAUAUGUUUUUAAGCUUAACUGAUGUUUGUGAAGAAAUAACAGCCGUGCGUUUAAAAACUACAUCAGGAGGGAUAGAGAGAAUAAUAUGUUUAACUAGCCCAGAAAACGGCUUUUAUCAUAUUCAAGGCUUGUUGGAGGGUGAAGUAUCAAUAGUUAUGGAAAUUUAUACUAAUUCUAUAGAUUUUCCUGUUAAAUGUGUGCUAGAAUUGUCUGGGGGCAAGGACAGAUGGUUUUUUGAAUGGAACACAAACAGGUGCAAAGAACCACCCUGCCUUCUGAAGAUAUCGCUGCAUGAAUAUUGUACAGGUCUGAUCGAGAGACUCAUAAGGCGGACCAGUUGUUCAGAUUCGUGGUACGAUCAUUUAUGGUGGUCCGAGAAAAAUUGUAAUAAAAACUGUGAUUUUUCAUUGAUAUCUGAAGCUUUCUACCAAAGUCCUGCGGGAUGUCACGGAAUUGAGUCAAACUUUACAGGAUAUAAUGAUAGUUCAGAUACAAAUACUAUAACAACCGUUGCUCCAAAUGAAAAUAACAAUACAACAGAGAAUUAUACAGAAUUUGAAAAUAAUUAUGCAGAAUCCAAUAACACAGCAUUUGAAAAUAAUAGUGAAAAUAAGAAUAACACAGCAUUUGAAGACAAAAAUACUUUAAAUAAUGAUACUUAUAGCGAUAACAAUACUGCAAAUGAAACCAAGGAACUGAAUAGACAAAAAAAUCUAACGGCUGCAUUAGCUUAUGGCAUAGGAGGCAUGGUUGGCGCAUGCGUUGUGGCAUUUCUCGUCUAUGUUUGGGUGAGGCAGCGUUGUAAUAAGCCCGAUGUACAAGCAACAAUGGAACUGAAUACUUAUUCUACUGCAAAUCCAGUACUGUAUGCAGAUUUAGAAUUCGCGCGAUCUGGCAAUACGAAUCGAGUGCACGUCGAAGAACCUUACGCCCAAGUUAUUGGCGUUUUGAAACCUACGAAAACGUAAUAAAAGGUGUAAAAAAAAUGCUUUGAAUUAAAGUUAUGUGGACCAAAUUAACUUAAGCUAAAUUCUGAUUGCCAAAUAAGAUAUUACAAGCUUUUUCUGAUGGUUUUAUUUACCAACUCGCAAAAUAUUAUAAAACAAAUCAGUCUAGGCAUUAAUUAGGUGACAAGUUCACGUAAAUUUACUUCUACAUAUAAGUAGGUAUAUGAUUUUUUUUUCAGUUAGCAUUCGAAUUGGAGUCAAACAUAAUAUCUGAGGUAGAUACACCAGUAAAUGAAAUUAAAAUAAUACAAAUUA